Messenger RNA from Chrysoperla carnea, 1941 nucleotides. RefSeq names its product ATP-binding cassette sub-family G member 1-like. Gene Ontology annotation, cellular component: plasma membrane. The record is from RefSeq and is a predicted model, not a curated record. Gene Ontology annotation, molecular function: ATP binding; ABC-type transporter activity; ATP hydrolysis activity. The transcript is spliced from 10 exons. Lineage: Eukaryota; Metazoa; Arthropoda; Insecta; Neuroptera; Chrysopidae. The coding region runs from base 19 to 1941 and encodes 640 amino acids.
AACAUUUUGUUAUUAAAAAUGGAGAAAAUUGAAUCAAUUUCAAAUUAUCCGGCGCUUAUUAGCAGUGAAAAUAGUGGGAAAAUUUUACCAGAAUAUGAUUCACGAUUAUCGAAAACACCAAUGAUUAAUAUAGACUUUGAAGAUUUAACGUAUACUGUACGUGUAACGAGUGGAAAAACCAAUAAAAAGCUAGUGUUAAAUAAAGUGAAUGGAUGUUUUCGUGCUGGUGAAUUAACUGCUUUAAUGGGUCCGUCUGGGGCCGGUAAAAGUAGUUUAAUGAAUAUAUUAGCAGGAUAUGUAUCGGCAGGUGUUACUGGCAUCAUUCAAACAAAUGGAUGCCGACGUGAUUUAAAACAAUUCAAUAAAUUAUCCACAUAUAUUAUGCAAGAGGAUUUACUUCAACCACAUUUAACAGUACAUGAGGCCAUGUGUAUUGCAGCUGAUUUAAAAUUAGGUGAUCAAUACACCUUAAGUGAAAAAUUAGCAACAGUUGAUGACGUUUUGGCUACCUUAGGUCUAUCAAAAUGUCGUGAUGUCCGUGGUGAAAUGUUGUCUGGAGGUCAAAGAAAACGUUUGUCUGUUGCACUAGAAUUAGUAAACAAUCCACCUGUUAUAUUUUUAGAUGAACCAACAACUGGAUUGGAUUCAGUGGCAAUCAAACAAAGUGUGACCUUAUUAAAAUCAUUGGCCCAACAAGGUCGAACAAUUGUUUGUACAAUACAUCAACCAACAUCGUCCAUUUUCCAGUUAUUUGAUCAAGCAUACUUUUUAGCCAAUGGUAAAUGUGUUUAUCAUGGUGCCACAAAUAUGUUGGUGCCCUAUUUAUCAUCAGUUGGUUUAUCAUGUCCAACCACAUAUAAUCCGGCCGAUUACAUUAUUGAAGUUAUUCACGGAAAUCCAGAAACCAUACAAACAUUAUCAUCAGAAAUGAAUGAUGGUCGUGUAAAGAAAUGGGAAAAAUCUGCAACCGUUCCAAGUAACUAUUAUACAAGACAGGAAGAAAAUGUGUACAAUAAUACAACAAUAAAUACCAACUACAAUUUCCCUACAACAUUUUGGUCACAAUUCAAUAUAUUAUUACGACGUAAAAUGUUACAAACACGGCGUAAUUUAACAAUGUUAUACAUACAAUUUGCACAUCAUUUUGUUUCUGGAAUGUUAUUAGGUGGAAUAUUUUUGGGUUUGGGUAAUGAUGGAAAGUAUGCCGUGGCUAAUUUUAAAUAUGGUCUAAGUUGUUUGGUGUUCUUCAUGUAUACAUACGUCAUGAUUCCAGUUCUUGUAUUUCCAAGUGAAUUUAAAAUAGCAAGACGAGAAUAUUUUAAUCGCUGGUAUGGAUUGAAAGCAUAUUACUGGGCGCAUACACUGUCAACGAUUCCACCAAUGAUUAUUUUUGGUAUAAUUUUUAUGAUAGUAUCUUACCUUUUAUCAAGUCAACCAAUUGAAAGUUCAAGAUUUGCUUGGUUUGCAUUCUUUGGUAUUUUAACUGGUUUGUGUUCCGAAGGAUUAGGUUUGGCUGUGGCAGCAAACUUCAGUUCAACUAAUGGUUCUAUAGUGGGUCCAGCAACAGCAGUACCAUUUUUAGCUCUAAGUGUAUAUGGUAUCGGUGCAGGAGAUUUAUCCAGUGAUGAACCGUACAUGACAUUUUUAAUGUCUUUAAGUUAUUUGCGAUAUGGGCUUGUAGGGAUGACUGAAUCAAUUUUUGGAUAUAAUCGUACAAGUUUAGGUUGCUCUGAUGAUUUAUAUUGUCAUUACAAGCACCCACAAAUGUUACUUAAAGAUUUGGGUAUGGAGAGUGCGACAUACACAAAUCAAGUAAUAGGUUUAACUGUAUGCAUUAUUUUAUUUAGAGUUAUCGCUUAUUUAUCCUUAAGGUACCGUUUAACAGCUGAAUUUUCAAAUAGAAUAUUAAAUUAUGCAGCAAAAGUUUUACGGCAUCAGUAA